AUGAAUACGAGGAACACCACGAGGCGAACCCAGGGCGCGGGACCCGAUUUGACCCCCAACGACGAGUCGAGCGACGACGGGAGGCUGCCGCCGCUGCCUCCAGGCGGGUCAGACCUUAGCGCGUCAGAAGCCCAUACGGAGAUUGCCUCAAGUUCGAGCACAGGCCACAACUCAACCUCAAGCGAGUCAAGCCUGGUAGCGCAGGCAAGAGUGCCCAUCCCGGAUCAAUGGAUCCGCAGCAUUGUCCAGGCCCAUUGGGGCAGGUGGGCGUACAAUACGAAGGACGACCCGAACUGCGAUCAGAUCAAUGCGGCCCUGGUCUUCCUGGUCCAGAUAUACCAACAGGAAGGGUUCGCCGCGCGGCCCCUGUUCUACCGCGCAGUCGCGAAUAUAGGCCGCUGGCCCGACGAUUGGUUCAGGCUCGCCAACGAGCAUAUCGCCAAGGCAUUCAUCAGAUUUCUGCACGGCAAUGGAGUAUUGCCGGACCAGACGCCGGCACGGCACCCCUACGAGACCCUUGCGGCAACGGUGAGGGCAACGGAUUUCACGGUUUGGUCCCAAGAGCAAGUUAACCGGGCCGUCAACCGGUCCGACCAGUUCGCCGAACGGAUCAAGGAGCCCGGAUUCCUGCUCGAGAUUACGAACGGAGCUCUCUCGUCUUCGAGAUCCACGCCGGGUAAAGGGAUAUCACCGCACGCGAGGUCAUCACCAGAUCUACGGGCCUCUCUCGUGGGCAGCGGAACGCCAGCAAGAACGAGGCUGCUGAGCCUCGUUCGCCAGGAUCUGGGCGUCGAAGUGCGAUCGACAGGCCACGGCCAACGCCAUCUCCGUUCCCCUCUCCAAUACGCGCGGGACCGGCCAGACCUGGAAGCGGCCAGCGUACGGCAACUAACGGAUCGCAAUAACAUCGUCCCCAGAGAGAAGAACGACUCGGGGGGCAGGUACGCGGUCUUGCAAGAGACCGUAGUCAUGUCCUACGACUACUGCGAGGAAGCGGGGAUCCAAGAUCACCAGUGUCACUCGGCCGUCACCAUCGCUCUCACCGGACGAGCGAAGGAAUAUCACUACCAAGUCCCGCUUUAA
Messenger RNA from Colletotrichum orchidophilum, 1083 nucleotides. RefSeq lists its product as uncharacterized. Lineage: Eukaryota; Fungi; Ascomycota; Sordariomycetes; Glomerellales; Glomerellaceae. The transcript has a single exon. Bases 1 to 1083 code for a protein of 360 amino acids. The record is from RefSeq and is a predicted model, not a curated record.